Zeugodacus cucurbitae (melon fly) is the source of this 2661-nucleotide messenger RNA. It is a transcript of the gene Haspin, whose product is annotated as serine/threonine-protein kinase haspin homolog. The record is from RefSeq and is a predicted model, not a curated record. The transcript is spliced from 7 exons. Gene Ontology annotation, biological process: protein phosphorylation; intracellular signal transduction; mitotic cell cycle. Gene Ontology annotation, molecular function: ATP binding; histone H3T3 kinase activity. The coding region runs from base 136 to 2103 and encodes 655 amino acids. Gene Ontology annotation, cellular component: cytoplasm; nucleus. Lineage: Eukaryota; Metazoa; Arthropoda; Insecta; Diptera; Tephritidae.
AUUGACAUAAGUUAUCAAUCAAUACAAAUAUUUAAAAUUUUAAUAUAGUUUUAUAAAGCGCGUAUUUUACAUAUCAUAUUAAUUUUAUAUUUCGGGAACAGGAUAUUUUUAUACUAUAUUUUUUAUUUAUUUGAGAUGAGUGUUAAUACUGAUGAAAGCAAAGAUUUAGACAACACGUUAGAAGAUGGGGCAUGGUUGGAUUCUUUUGACAAGUUAUUGGAGCCAAGACCUGUAUUACGACAGUUAAAUAUUUUGAAAAAGGACGUGCAUGCUUCAUUCAAUCGAGACUCUAGUGUGGAAAACAGUCUAAACAGUAGAGCAAAUGAAUCGGAUCUGUUGAAUCCUUCAAGAAUAUUGCCAAGCGAUAUUAAUGAAGAUGCACAACGAAAAUCAAGUUCAAUUUCCACACCACUAGUGCAGCGUGGACUGAAAGUGGAUCCGUUUAAAUGCACAUUAUCACCUAUUGGCGCCUGGCGACUUUUAUAUUUUGAUAAAAGUAAUAAAAAUAUUAACGAGGACGACAUGUGUUUAGCGAAACAAAGAAGGCAAUCAAACUGCACACCUUUAACCCCUAGUAUACAAGUAGUUGAUUGCGACGAGCCGGUUAAAAAACCUGCUUUAAAAAUAAUUGAAUUUCAAGACUCGUCUCCAAUAUUGAGUAGACAUUCAAAUCGGAUCCAAUAUGCUAUGAGACCAAGAAAAACGAGGCAGGUAUGCUUUGAGGCAACAAAUGACAAAACAACUAAUACGACAAUGGCAAAGUCAGUAAACAUGCUGGAAAACGGUAAAGAUGGCAGAAAAGAAGAUUCCCCAAGUCAGCGAGUCCCUAGUCUUACAUUGCAACCAGGCAAGUGGCGAAAAUCAAUUAGUGCCUGGCGACGCAAACAAGUUGAAAAUCGCCCAAGUUCGUUAGCAAGACGAGAAUCAGAUAAUCCUAAUAGAUCAGUGCAAUUUAUUGGUUGCCAUGGAUAUAUUGUUGGCAAAAGAAAAUCUAUAUAUUUCAAAUCUGAGCGUAUUUCUGAAAAUCUGAUACCCAUAACCAUACCUCAAAGUGAAGACGAGUGGGAGCGUCGUGUUUUGAUCCGCUGCAAUCAAUUAUGUCCUCUACCAUUUGUGGAGCUAUAUUCGGCCGAUAAAUUGACACAUUGUGUAAAAAUUGGUGAAGGUGCUUAUGGUGAGGUGUUUUUGAACACGCUGAGUAAACGUAAAAUGCCAGAUGUAAAUAGUACGGUUAUGAAAAUCAUACCAAUUGAAGGAGCAAUUGAUGUAAAUGGUGAGAAACAGAAGACAUUCGAAGAAAUAUUGCCAGAGGUGGUGAUUUCAAUAGAAUUGGCAAACUUACGUAAAUGUGUAGAUGCAAAAAAUUUCACCAGCGGGUUUGUCAAUGUUAAAAAGGCUGCUUGUGUCAAAGGCCAGUAUCCAGAGCAUUUGAUAAAACUUUGGGAAAGCUUCGACAAAGAUAAAGGCUCCGAAAACGACCAUCCUGAUAUAUUUGAUGACACACAAAAAUAUAUAGUGCUGGAGUUGGAGUUUUGCGGUCGAGAUUUAGAGAGUUUCCAAUUUCAAAAUGCUGAACAAUCAUAUUGUGCACUUCUUCAGAUUGUGCUUACACUAGCAGUAGCUGAACAGGCAUUUCAGUUUGAACAUAGGGAUUUACAUUGGGGAAAUGUUUUAUUAAUGAGCACCAAUAUGAAAGUGUUGGAAUUUACAUUGGACAAUCAAACAUUUGCCGUGCCUACAAAAGGUGUUAAAACUACUAUAAUCGACUAUACUCUCUCACGUAUGUCUUUUGAUAACUGUUGCCAUUAUAAUGAUAUCUCUUCUGACGAAGAUCUGUUCACCGCUACCGGGGACUACCAAUUUGAUAUUUAUCGUAUGAUGCGCGAUCUAUUAGGCAAUAACUGGGAAUCUUUUGAGCCACGCACAAAUAUAUUUUGGAUAUCAUACAUAAUUACGAAAAUGACUGACGGUGUUAAAUAUAAAAAUACCAGAAGCAAAAUACACUCUACAUAUCUUUCAAAGUUGAAUAAUCUCAUUGUCACUGUGAUGAAUUUUAACAGUGCGAUCGAAUUUUCUAAAUUUUUAAUGGAGUCACAAGUUUAAAAUAUUUUAUAUCAGUUCUUAUUUUCUAUAUUUAACUAUCGUAAAUUUUAUUUUUUAAUGUCUCGACGGGUAUGAACUUUUUAAAUAUGAAGAUUGCUUGGCUUAUUAUUUGGAUCUCAAGUUGUCAAUAGCAUAAAUAAUAGCAGAGGUUACAUUUUUACGAAUUAAUUUUGAUAUGAAUAUUAAAAAUUAUUCCUUUUUUCCUUUAUUUUGCUGUAAAGAGUAUUUUCUCUACAUUUUGCGUUCUUGGCAUUAAUCUAUGAUAUUUUGACAAAGAGCUUAUUCUUUUAUUAUGACUUUAUUUGAGCUGGCUUGUUGCUCUUUUUAUUGAUUUCUUUCUUUACAACUUUUGACAAUAUAUUUAUUCAAGAUUUUAUUUUAAAAAAUGAAUACAAAAACUUUAUGCUCGUUAAUCCAGGAUCAAAAUAUAACUCAAUUAGGUUAACAUAUUUUCCUCCGGUAGCAAUGUAUUUUCUGCAUGUACAAAUAUUUUUAUUUUUGUUAAGAGACGAUGUAAUUGAAAUAAUAUACAUACAUAUAUGUUUUAGCUGAGCAAAA